AUGGCGAUCGAACAGCAAAUCGACGGCCUGUUGCGCCAUGUCGGACUCCGCGUCGACCACGGCCUGACGCCUCUUUCGGCCGCGCUCGUCGUUCUGGCGGGCGUCGGUGCCUUGACAGCCGCGACGUUCGUGCUGCGUCUCACGCAGCUCUUCGCCGACGUCUAUGUGCUGCCUGGCCAGUCGGUGUCCAAGUUCGGAGCGAACAAGAAGGACUUUUCCAAGGCGACGUGGGCGGUGGUGACGGGUGCUACGGAUGGCAUUGGGCGCGAGUUUGCGCUGCAGCUCGCCAAGAAGGGCUUCAACAUCCUGCUGGUGUCGCGCAGCCCGGAGAAGCUGGGUGCUGUUGCUGCCGAGAUCGAAGCGGCUACGCCGGGCGUUCGAACCAAGACGCAGGCGAUCGACUUUGCCCUGGGCGACGAGCGUCAGUACGAAGGCCUCCAACAUACCGUCAAGGACCUCAACAUCGGUGCACUGAUCAACAACGUGGGCAAGUCGCACAACAUGCCGGUCAACUUUGCCGAAACUGCAGAGGACGAGAUGGAGGACAUUAUCGAGAUCAAUGUCGUCUCGAUCCUACGUGUCUCGCGUAUGAUCAUCCCCGGCAUGGUCGCACGUAAGCGCGGUCUCGUGCUGAACCUCGGCUCAUUCGCUGGUCAAGUUACCACGCCCAUGCUGGCGACUUAUGCUGGAUCCAAGGCUUUUCUUAGCGCUUGGUCCCAGGCUCUGGGCGAGGAGCUGCGCAGGAGCAACAUCACCGUCAGCCUGCUCAACACGUACUUUGUGGUGUCCAACAUGUCCAAGGUGCGCAAGGCGAGCGCCAUGAUCCCCACGCCCAAGCAGUACGUUGCGCAGGCACUCAAGUCGAUCGGACGCAACGGCGGUGCGGUCGGAAGACCCUAUACUUCGACGCCUUGGCCUAUGCACGCUAUCGUGGACUGGGCUACCUCCACCAUCCUCCCGCGCGGCUGGCUGCUCAACUACACGUACGGCCAGCAGGUCGCCAUCCGCAAGCGCGCCAUUCGAAAGGCCGAGAAGCUCGCAAAGUCGACCUAG
Moesziomyces antarcticus is the source of this 1053-nucleotide messenger RNA. Its product is annotated as NAD(P)-binding protein. Lineage: Eukaryota; Fungi; Basidiomycota; Ustilaginomycetes; Ustilaginales; Ustilaginaceae. Gene Ontology annotation, cellular component: endoplasmic reticulum. Gene Ontology annotation, molecular function: ketoreductase activity. The coding region runs from base 1 to 1053 and encodes 350 amino acids. Gene Ontology annotation, biological process: fatty acid elongation. The transcript has a single exon. The record is from RefSeq and is a predicted model, not a curated record.